This is a messenger RNA of Syzygium oleosum, 2960 nucleotides long. Its product is annotated as U-box domain-containing protein 15-like. Gene Ontology annotation, cellular component: cytoplasm; nucleus. Gene Ontology annotation, molecular function: protein binding; ubiquitin-protein transferase activity. Lineage: Eukaryota; Viridiplantae; Streptophyta; Magnoliopsida; Myrtales; Myrtaceae. Gene Ontology annotation, biological process: cell surface receptor signaling pathway; protein ubiquitination. The record is from RefSeq and is a predicted model, not a curated record. The transcript has 4 exons. The coding region runs from base 437 to 2410 and encodes 657 amino acids.
AACUGUCGCGCGGCGCGAGAGUUGGCGUGCGAAUGCGCGUCGCCCAUGUCAAAGAACCGCGUGAGCCGCCCCCACGUAACCUGACUUAACCGAUUUUCGAAAUCCUCUCUUCCAUCUUCUUCCUCUCAAGAUAAUCAUCUGAUGUUCUGGACCCGACUCGAAGAGCUUGGGAAGAGGAGGGAGAGAAGAGAUCAUGGUCCCGUAGAUGUUGGGACGCGUUCGGAGUCAAAGUCUUGGACGUGCCCUUUACGUGAACAGGCCCCCUUUAACAAUGUCCCGUUCCGCCAUCGUCGUGCAACUGUAACUGUAACGCCCUCUCGGUCUUAGUCGCUCUCGUUUUGCCCUUUUCUAAGGGGAAGAACUGUUCAUCUUCCCGGAGGAGCGAGCGAGCGAGCUUGGGACCCUUUUGGGUGAAGAGUCCGCCUGGUGUGGGGAGAUGGAGAGGCGGGUGGUGAUCGUGGAGGGAGGAGCGAGGGAGAGCUCGGUCUCCGGCUCGCCGAGCUCGUCGUGCGGUGAUGUGGACGGUCUCGGAAGCGGCAGCGGCGGCGUCGACAGUGUCCUCGAGGACUUGAUCGGAGUGAUCGAGAAGGCCGGGUCCUAUGGCGGGUACAGGAAGACGCAGAAGAAGGAGUGCCUGAAUCUGGCGAGGAGGUUGAGGCUGCUGGUCCCGCUUUUGGAAGAGAUCGGAGAGACCCGCCACGCCGCAAACUUCCCCGGCGAUGCAUUGGGCGCUACUCUGGAUCGUCUGAGGCAAGCGGUGGUUGCGGCUGACAAGUUGUUGAAGCAAUGUCACUGUGGAAGCAAGAUUUAUCUGGUGUUGGAGAACGAGGCAGUCAUGAGUAGAUUCCAUGCUGUUUACGAUAAGUUAAAUGAGGCCUUGGAUGAUAUGCCUUACGAUGAGCUCGGGGUCUCAGUUGAAGUCCAGGAACAAGUUGAGCUAAUGCGGAUGCAACUCAAAAGGGCUCGAAAGAGGAGGGACACGCAGGACAUGGAGUUGGCGAUGGAUCUGAUGGUGGUACUAUCCGAGAAGGACGGCCGGAAUGUGGACAAUGCCAUCCUACAACGCCUUGCGAACAAAUUGGAACUAUGGACCUUGUGCGAUCUGAAAGCAGAAACAGCUGCUAUCACGAAACUCGUGAAGCGAUUCGGAAAAGAUGCGCAGAACAUCCGGCAAAUAACAGGCUUAUUUGGUAAGUUCAAACGGAUCGCGGGGUACGAGGAGCCAAAUGCGCCAGAUUGUUCUUUUUCCUCGAGGACUCUGGAAAAGUUGCCGUCCUUCUCCGUUCCUCAUGAAUUCUUAUGCCCGAUUGCGCUAGAGAUAAUGACGGAUCCUGUUAUCGUCGCCACUGGACAGACCUACGAAAGAGAGAGCAUACAGAAGUGGCUGGAUUCGAAUCAUCGGACGUGCCCAAAGACCGGACAGAUCUUGGAUCACUUAUUGAUGGUGCCCAAUUACGCCCUCCGCAACCUUAUUCUCCAAUGGUGCGAGAACAAUGACUUCGAGCUCCCCAGAAAGGCUAUGUCCGUCGGUUCCAACGGCUCUUCGAGUGAACUCAUGAAGCAAGUAUCUUGCCUUGUACAAGAUCUGUCCUCUUCUCAGCCGGAUGCGCGAAGGGACGCGAUUCUGAAGCUCCGGGCUCUCUCCAAGGUAAAUCCCGAUAACAGAAUCCUGAUAGCCAACGUCGGAGGAAUCACACCGCUAGUUCAGCUCUUGUCAUUUCCAGACUCUAAAAUCCAAGAACACGCCGUGACUGCACUCCUGAACUUGUCCCUCAAUGACACGAACAAGAGAGUAAUUGCCCGAGAAGGCGCUGUUCCCGCUAUAAUUGACGUACUGCAGAAUGGAACGGAUGAGGCGAGGGAGAAUUCUGCGGCAGCCUUGUUUAGCAUAUCGAUGCUCGAUGAAAACAAGGUGCUUGUGGGCUCCGCGAAUGGAAUUCCUCCGUUAGUGGAGCUUUUGAAAAACGGAACAGUUCGAGGUAAGAAGGACGCGGCGACCGCGCUUUUCAACUUGUCCUUGCUCCAAGCAAAUAAGUCCAGGGCCAUCAAGGCGGGCGUCAUACCGCCGUUGCUCGAUUGGCUCGAGGACAAGAAUUUGGGAAUGAUUGACGAGGCGCUCUCGAUCUUGUUGCUUCUUGGGUCGCACCCCAAGGGGCGAAGCGAGAUGGGUCAGCUAUCUUUCAUCAAGACACUGGUGGAGAUCAUCAAGAACGGGACACCCAAGAACAAGGAGUGUGCAACAUCAGUGCUGCUGGUGCUGGGGCUGCACAACUCGUCCUUCGUGUUGACCUCACUUCAGUACGGAGUAUACGAACAUUUGGUGGAGAUCACCCGAAAUGGGACUAACAGAGCCCAGAGAAAAGCCAAUUCUCUGCUGCAGCACAUGAGCAAGUGUGAGCACAUCCCCUGAGACGCCGCGAGAAUGCGCGGCUUCCUUUCGACUCCCGGUCACGCAGUUCGAGCUCUCGUCGGCGACUCCAUGUCUGUGUGGUCCUAUGGACAAAGAGGCGAGUACCCAAAUAGUGAAUCCUGUUCAUCUUCUUGUAAACACACGCGGCCAUGAGGUUUCAGUUCGAGUUGAAUGCGCAGCGAGAGAAGUUCUAUCUGCUGAGACUGCGACCUUGAUGGAUCUGCAGGACAUGCCAUUUUCAUAUGUCUCGAGCAGAUGAAGGUGAGGCGUGCAAGAGUUCUAGCCAGCCGCCCUCCAAAAGCUGCAUAUGGAGUUUGCUCAAAGGAGCAACACGAUGCAGUCUUUCAAAGAUAAAGUCUCACCAGACAGUUUGCUGCUUCAAUUGCUGUGACAGACGAUUUGGAAGUGAUUCUUUGGACUCGUCUUACAAUUCGAGCAUUUCUUGUAGCUUUGUUUCAUUGAUUUUUAAAUAGGCCAACUGCGUAUUUCACAUCUCACUUCAUCAAAAUACCCGCCGUAAAUCUCACAUAAAUACUAGUGCUCUUGCCCA